Molecule: messenger RNA, 2122 nt
Organism: Haliotis rufescens (red abalone)
Lineage: Eukaryota; Metazoa; Mollusca; Gastropoda; Lepetellida; Haliotidae
Product: ankyrin repeat domain-containing protein 50-like
Exons: 2
Coding region: 534-1889 (451 amino acids)
Molecular function (GO): protein binding
Source: RefSeq, a predicted model, not a curated record
UCGAUCCCCGGCCGCGUCAUACCAAAAAGACGUUAAAAGAUGGUACUUGUGUGUUCCCAUGUCUGGCCGUUGGCAUUAAGGGUUUUAACAAGGACUGGUCGUUUCGGAGACAGUAUACUGUGGGGUAUUCAUGCACGUUGCUAUAUAAGUGCAAUUAUCUUGGACGCUACGUUAAACCCCAUUUCACCUUACCAAUAAUGCUGAUCAAACACACAUCUCGGUGUGAAUGUAUUGUAUGACGAUUGUAUUGCUGCUUUAGAAGGCGGAUGUUUACUCCCAGCCAGGCGGUGAAGGGGUGGCUGUGAAGUAGUUCGCUUGGUUUAAUUCAUGUCCUCGUACCACCGUCUGCACAGGUGUGAGAUAACGGCAGAUAUCAUAUAGCGUGUCAUAAAUUUGGGUCAUGGUGACCUCACUGUCGUGCUGAAGAGGUAUGUGAGGAAGUUCACCAACUGCACAUUCACCGCCAUUCUACUGAGGUAUGUACCCGACUCGCUUCUCUACACAUUCAGUCAGGGUACACUGAGGACGACGUCAUGGACGGACACCACAUCAAUAGGAAACAAGUCAUGGACCUCCUUCAGUCAGAACCAUUCCACUUCACACUGAAAGAGCUGAAUAAACAGGAGGAGUUUCUCUUCUGGGCCGUCAUGGCGGGGGCAGAGUCCAUGGUACGUGAUUGUUUGUCUCAAGAAGCAUACGACAUCAACAGACGCGUUCAUAAACAGAGGACAGCAUUAAUGGCGGCAGCGGUAGGCGGAGAGCAGACGACAUACAAACUGCUUCUGUUCGAGGGUGCAGACCUGACCUUGACUGACGAGGAUGGUAACAACUGUCUUCAUCUUGCUGUUGAAGGAGGCAGUGUGCCCAUUGUUGAGGAUGUGUUGUCUAGGAACAUGUUGGACAUCAAUGCAAGGGGCCACCGUGGCCACACAGCCGCCAUGGUUGCAGUUGUAAACAGACAUGUAGACGUUUUUGACGUCUUAGUUGCUGCGGGGGCCGACCCCUACAUCCAAACAGAUAACGGCAAUGACUGUUUGUAUGCAGCAAUAGUUCUAGGACAUAUGGCCAUACUCAAGAAGAUGGUUAAACUGACAACUUUUUGCAUCAGUCGUACAGAUCAGAAGGGCAGGUCCCCAGUGAUGGCAGCAGUUCUGCAUGGAAGGCAGCAGAUAUUUGAUUAUCUGGUACUGGAGGGGGGCGACAUUUCCGAGACGGAUGAAGAUGGGAAUGAUUGCUUGAUUCUGGCAGCAAUGGGAGGGUCUGUAGACAUUGUCAAACAUCUAAUAUCUAUGAGUAUAUUCCACAUAAACAAACAAAAUGUGAAAGGAAUAAAUCCAGUAUUGGCCGCAAUUAGCGAGGGUCAUCAGGACGUGUUCGAUCUUCUUCUGUCGUUAGGGGGCGAAGUUCCAGGUAACUGUGACUGUCUCAUGAAGUCCGUUAAAACAGGAAAUAUCCACAUCAUCAAGACGCUCCUCUCCAUGAAGGUGUUUGAUCUAAACACACGGGACCAUCAGGGAUGGACUCCGGCCAUGAUGGCUGCGAUGUAUGGGUACGUGGACGUAUUCCAGAUCCUGACGUCCGAAGGUGCUGACCUCUCCCUGGUAGAUGCCGAUGGGAACAACUGUCUGAUAUUGUGCAGCGUCAGUGGCGAGGCGGCGAUGGUGCAGCACAUUCUAUCACUAGAUUGUCUGGACAUCAACGCUCGUGGGUUCGCGGGCAUGACGGCUGUAAUGGCUGCCGCUAGUGAAGGAAGAGAGGCUGUGUUUGACCUUCUGGUGAAGGCGGGAGCAGACCUGUCUCUCCUGGACGACGACGGUAACAACUGCCUGACGCUCUCUCACAUGGGAGGGAAUGCAUCUAUAGAAACGUCCCUGAUGUCUAUGGACUGAAUAAUGUACGGACAGACAGGAGUGAUGGCCGCCGUCAUGUCACGUGCCCGGGGAACUGAUGUAGAAGCCGAAGCUUGGUUCGUGUGUAGCCGACUACGGCAUUUUUCUGAAAUCUCUCUCUCUCUCUCCCUCUCUCUCACACGCUCUCUCUCCCUUUCUCUCUCUCUCUCUCUCCCUCUCUCUCUCACGCUCUGUCUCCCUUUCUCUCUCUCCUCUCUCUCUCACGCUCUCUC